Amphibalanus amphitrite is the source of this 2967-nucleotide messenger RNA. RefSeq lists its product as uncharacterized. Bases 579 to 2477 code for a protein of 632 amino acids. The transcript has 3 exons. Lineage: Eukaryota; Metazoa; Arthropoda; Thecostraca; Balanomorpha; Balanidae. The record is from RefSeq and is a predicted model, not a curated record.
UAACGCGUCUGCUCGGGUCAAGAGCUCGGCCUAGAAUGUCGGGGGAGCGGAGCGCGCGGCCCGACGCAGCGGGCUGGGCCCCAGACAUGCGCAGAAACACUCGGAGACCACGCGGCGACGGAUCGAGCGCGGAUUGGUCAGCAGACUGCUGCAAUGCAGGCUGCAGACACGCGGUCGCCUCGUGAAAGGGUACAAUGUUCACUGGCGCGCCCUGGGCCGCCCCCAGCACCGGGGGGGGGGGGGGGUAGCAACGUCACAACAAGUCGGCGCGCGAAUCGGUCUGCGCCGGCCCGGGGACUCCCGUGUCGGCCGGCGACACACGUGGUUAUUACAUCAUCGAGACGAGGCAACGAAUAACGCAGGCGCACCACAAACCAAUCAGCGUCGUGGUUUUGCGAGCGCUGAUUGGCCAGUGUUCGCCGGCUCGUUUGCGUUGUUUGCUUUGAAAAUUUUUGAACAAAAAUACACGAUCCUUUAUAAUCGACGCACGGCGAUAUUUCGUAAAUGUUUUUUUAUAGUUUGAUUGGGAUUGGUGCGCGAAAGGCGGCUUGGAGUAAGUAAAUCUAAAGCAAAUCGUAAUGAGGUACUGUUUUGCGGUAGGUUGCCGACAUAAAGUUGUAAAAGAUAGAUGUCAAGGAUGCAAAUUCUUCAGGUUUCCAAAGGAUGCUGAGUCGAGGAAGAACUGGAUAGCAUUGUGCAGACCUGAUGGUCGGAUUCCAGGUCCAAAUGCUCGUCUCUGCAGCUGCCACUUUAAAUAUGGUGACAAAAGCAAAGGUCCUUCAAUAUUCAGUACUGAGUAUAAUGAUGCUGAAGGCAGUGAAGAUGACAACGGAGAUGAGGGCAGCACUGACCAGGUCAGGAGCUCGUUCAAGAAGCCGCUGGACCCGGAGAAGCGCGCGCAGCUGGUGCAGCAGGCCAUUGCCGACACCCAGGAGCGUGAGGCGCGUCACCGACACAUCAGGAAAGCCCUGGACCAGCUGAAGGAGUCGGGCCGCCACACGCGCCCGCUAGCAGAGGAGAUCCGCAGGUCGGACUCGGCCGCCCUGCUCAAGAAGACGUACUGGCCGACCCGGCAGCGCAAAUACCGCUACGAGUCGCCACCCGUCUCUGACGACUACGUGACGGACGACGACGACAUGCUGGCGGACGCCGACAGCCUGGAGCGUCAGCUGGUCGCCAUGGUCCGCAUGCAGCGCAAGAUCGCCGAGCUGGAGCGGCGUCUGAACUCGCGCCGGCUGCGGCUGCAGGAGGCCACGCGGCGCUACGACGAGGUGUUACAGGAGCUGGACCGGCGCCGCGGUCUGGACGUGCGCGCCGACCGCCGGAGGACCAAGUCGCCGCCGCCGCGGCCGAUGGCGGCGGCCCACCCGGCCACCGUGCCGCCGGCUGGCUCACUGAUGGUGCUGCGCAGCGGAGCCGAGAUGCUGGAGGCCGACCUGCCGCCCGGCGACGACAUGAAGACGCUGCCGACGAACCUGCCGCUGGCGCUGCGCGUCAUCAGCCGGCUGAGGCUGGAGGUGCUGGCGCUGCGCAGCCGCGUGCUGCAUCUCGCCUUCCGCGAGACGACCAUGCGCUGCGAGAUGGUGGACGUGAACCGGUCACACGUCGAGUCCGAGGUGCGCUGGAUGGACUCGCUGAACGCGGUGUUCACACCGGCACAGAAGGCUCGCCUGCGGCCCGGCUGUCCGCCCGUACCCUGGGCCGAGGAGGACUACCUGCGCUCCAUCGAUCUCCGCUGGGUGUGCCGGCGGCGCACCUUCGACUACAUCCGCGAGAAGAUGAAGAUCCCGCUGCCGUCCAUGUUCUCUGUUCGCGCCGUGGCCUCGUUCAACCGUCUCCCAGAGGUGACGCGCCGCUACAACGAGCUGGCGCGACACAAGAAGCUGAGCUUCACUCUCACGACGAAAGACAACGGCUCCGAUACGGAUGAUUCUGAAGUGGCAAAGGCGGCGAAGAAAGAUGCGCCGUCGCCGCCGUCGGCCGAGACGGAGACCGCCCCAAGUGACGCCGCGGCGCCUCAGACCGCAGAGGAGACCGGCAAGCGACCCCGCGGGAGAGGACGCGGCCGCGGCAGGGGGCGAGGGCGCGGCCGCGGCCAGCCGCACGCCCCGGGUGAACGCGGCGUAAAGUGGCGGCCGUCGUUGCCAGCUGACGGUGAUCGGGUGGCCGCUGACCAGACGGUGGCGCGCGGCGGUAAGCGGCGACCGCCGGGGCUGGCCACUGAUCCGCCGCCGCUGACGAAGCGCUCCCGCUGGAACACAGGCCUGCCGGAGUCGGUAGUGGACGACUGGGGUGCGCCCGUGCAGCAGCAUUCGCCCGGCUGGGCCCACCGCGAACACUCACCGUCCAGUAGCGACAUGUCCGAGCCGGAUGAUGGGAUGGGGAUGGUCCCCUCGCUGUAUACCAAUGGCCGAGGGGCGUCACCGGCCCAGCGCAGGGGCCGCGGACGGCCGGCGGCGCGCCAUUGCUGGUCGUGACGCGACAGGGGCGCCACGGCGCACAGUGGAGUGAAGGCUGCCGAGCCAGAGUACAAAGAGGGCGCUGCCGCUCACCAUAAGCGCAGGCCGCUGACUAGGGACACACUGCGAUGCUAUGGGUGACACACAUUCAUGGUGUAUUCCAGUGUGUAGAAAACAACGUUCAUUCUUCAUAUUCAUGCUAGCGAUUCACGCACUGUUACGGUUAGGUUUUAGUUGCACUGUGUUCAUGAAUUCGAUUCAGGCUUGGCAUCCAUGCACGUGCAAAUGAUGCCUUGUUCAGUACCAAGUACCAACAUUGGACGGGUCUUGGAUGCCUGUUUGGAUUACGGGCGUGGGCGGAUAAUGUCACGUUUGCCAAGCACCACGCUGGUCGCCACGAACUCUUGGCGACUAGAAUUGCAUUUGGGUUUUGGUUGUAAGUUUGUUGACACUUGACUAGCUGUUAUGCGAUGCUAGAAAGUCUGAAUAAACGUGCUGUUUGGACAUU